AUGCAGUUGCUCACUUCGGCCCCACAGCAAGCCAUGCAAGACCAAGAUAUUAGGGACAUCGCCGACGAUGUAGAGCUCACGUCCAACGCGCUCGAAAGCGUAGGAAAGCUGUUUGAGUCUGAAGACGCAAAGUCGAUCAUCUCGACGAAAGCUGUCCAGGACGCCCACAACAUAAUCAAAAAGUGCCAGGGCGUUUUCGACGAACUAUCGGAGAUGGCGGAGAAGAGAAGGAAGACAGGAAAGGACGGAAAGAAGACCCUGAGUAUGGUGGGUAAAUUGGCAUGGCCGAUGAAAGAACAGCGGGUUGAACUACAUCGGAAGAGGCUAGAAAGCUUAAAGAACAGUCUUGUACUCUUGUUGCAUGUGUUGCAAUUGGCGCAAGGUCAGUCGCGAGGCAAAAUGGAAAAGAGCGUCAUGGAAGAAGAGCGAGACAAAAUCCGUGAACUUCACCAACGGCAGCAGGACUCAAUUAAAAGCCUACAAGCCCUAGAAAGCAAAUUUUGCGGUGUUGCAAUCGACGACGUAGAGACUCUUCAAGGAUCAAGCAACGCCUCCCGUGUUCCAACACUGGAGCUCAUGGCUAAGGCUCAAACCAUGAAACUGUCACCUCUGGAGAAGGACAUAGAGUCCCAGACAAACACUGUCACUAUCGAUAUCUCUGCUACAGACGAUUCCGAUACCUCCGACAGCGACGCCACAAUGACGGACGAAGACGAUGAGCAUAUAUCCAGAGAGGAACUAUCAAAAGCGGCGAAGCACGUUACAAAACUGCUCAGGCGCAUUAUAGUGCUUCAAAAGAGCCUCGAAAACGACCAGAAACCCCAUCAGAAGCGACGCGUACGCAAAAUAUACCAACGCUUCUGCCGCAAGUUUGAAUCAGGUAUUAAUGUUACUCAAGCCAUGGGUCCAUCAAGGUAUGGGUCUCCGGCCACACGGUCUUCGAACCAAUACAAUCAUGCAUUGGGCUUGGGUGACAUGGGAGGGGGCGCUCUAGAGAACUUUGACUUUGACAGUUUUCUUCAUGUCCGGUCUGAGAGCACGCCGUUUCCAGUAGUGCCUCGACAGCAGCAACCAAUGUCACCGCUUCCACCACGACAACACCUAAAUGAACCGCAACCAGAAGUGGUUCAAUCCCAUUCCAAUCAUAUUGUACCAAACAUGAACUCCGAAGCAGUUUCCUUAUCGAAUGCUGCAAUGAUGCACUUCUUGGUGCGAUCGAAGGACGUCGAACAAGCUUCACUUGCAGCUACGGUUAGUUCACGGCGUCGCAGCGAAUCUGGCAUUAGUAUCCGUGUAGCUCCAGGUGUUAUUAAACCUAAGCUAAGGAAGAGCAAAGAGCAACAUCGCCCUAGUUCUCUAGAGAAUAUCCUGCCUAAGCGUACACCAAGCAAUCUGCUGCUUAAACGUAAAGGUGGCAUACCUGUACAACAGUCCGACACAGCCUUAGACAAGUCUGAAGUACCGAUUAUCGAAAAGCCAAAGCGCAUAAGUGGCUGGGGUCGUCCGGAGUCGCGUCCCAUUGUGUCGGAUGCCGUUCGUCAGAGGAACCCUCACGCCCAGGAGACACCUUCGAUUCCAAACGACACGCGCACCCUAGUGGUACACCCUCCGUCGGAUGAUAAACCGGAGCAAGAAGCCGACCGUCCUCGUGAUAACAAGAUACGACGUACAAGAAGUACUCUAGAUGUCGGUCUCGAGGGUGCAUACAGUACUUCGUUACAGAGGGAGAAGAAGAGAAAACAGAUAUUCGAGAUCGAAGAACCUUUUGAUCCAGGCAAUCGAGACGUCGUUGAUGUGCUGCUUGAGCGCUGGACGGUACCAGAGCAUUGA
Alternaria arborescens is the source of this 1830-nucleotide messenger RNA. RefSeq lists its product as hypothetical. The transcript is spliced from 3 exons. Lineage: Eukaryota; Fungi; Ascomycota; Dothideomycetes; Pleosporales; Pleosporaceae. Bases 1 to 1830 code for a protein of 609 amino acids. The record is from RefSeq and is a predicted model, not a curated record. Gene Ontology annotation, biological process: regulation of DNA-templated transcription.